AUGGACCGGCGAUGGACACUAGCGAGCGGGCUUGUUUUGACAAGGUUCACCUUCGCGAGUCGGAAGCAGUUGAAUCUGCUGUGUGCAGUGACACUGCAGCCACUAGACUCCGAGUCGCAGAAAGACGUGUCUUUGACUCUUGAGCCGGUUUUACCCCGCACCUGCGCCGCAAACGUGGUCGGGAACUCCCCGCGGCGGCCGAGACGGUGGUUCCUGCGGCUCCUGUUUCCUGGGCUUAGUGUGUCCAGCGGUCCGGACGAAGAAAGCCCAUCUGAUCUGGCCAUGUUCAUCACGCUGCGGACGAGCGGCCAAAAUGAGGCCGGUGGCAUGGAGCAAGUUGUGCGACGAAACGCUGCCCGCGGCGGGGCCAGCGAUCGCGGUCGCGCAACUGGUAGUACCCGACGGCCGGCAUGUGUAGCCUGCCAGACGAAAAAGCUCCGGUGCACCGGUAGCCCCCGCAACUGUGACCGGUGCCGGGCCAGAAUGAUCGAAUGCGUGCCGGCGAGCAACGGCCGGGACAGCCGGUCGGCGCACUCGUCGCAACCCAGCAAUUCCUCAUCAUCGCGGCUCGCAUGGCAGAAGCUAAGCGACGCGUCGUCGCAGCCGAGCGAUCCGUCGCGCGACUCUACGGUCUCCACUAGCACAUCGAGCGAUGGCGUGUCAACCGCGUCAUCCAAGCCGCCGCCGCAGCAGCAGCGCGCCAUCGCAGCAGUGGAAGCUCCAGCACCAGUCGGGCUGGAAGCGCUGGACGAUGGCGACCUGUUCGACUUGGACGUCGCCGACGGCCUAGACAUGGUGGAUAUGGACGGCCUUGACCGAAACGGCGACACCAAUCCGCUACACAAGUCACCAACCCCAGAUGCGUACGACCCCCUGGGCUCCUACUUAUCCUCCGGCGGUGCUCCAGCACAAACCAAGUUUCCCGUCCCACAGGCGCCGCCCCGCACGACCGGGAUGCCCGAGCCGAGUCUCACAAGCGCCCAAGACCUACCGAGCAUGCUCGUGCUCGAUACCAGCAAUGUGAGCGCUCCCUUGUCUCCGACUCAGUCCUGGGCGCUCGCCGGAGUGCCGCACCCGCCGAACCUAACGCCGAACGGGUCCCCGCAAUGUGCGUGCCUGAGCGACCUCGUCCGCGUGGUGCAGCAGCUCGACGACGACGAGUUCCACAUCACGACCAUGUCGCUGGACCAGGUGCUGCAGCUGAUGAAGUGGCUCGUCUUCCAGUGCUGCAAGCCGCUCGACUGCCACCGGUGCCUCGACCUGGCCAGCAUCCACACGGUGCGCCUGAUCCUCUGCGACCGGCUGACCGAGAUGUUCGAGUGUAUCCACCUGCGCAUCAAGCGCGCGAGCGCCAUGCUGUCCGCCCAGCUCAGCGACUCCAGCACCGCCCCGUCGGCGGCAUCCAACUCGCCCGACUCGCUCUCCGCCCCGUCCCUCCCUUCGCUCCACUCAGCAGCAGCGCAGCCACCAUCCGCCGCGGCGGUUGGCUCCGGGCCGCCCGCCGCAGCCCAGCUCUUCUGCGGCACGUCGGGCCGCGCAGCCAACACGGCCGCCUGCAACCCCAUGAUGUUCUCCGACGACUUCCGGAAUCAGUAUUCGGACGAGGAGCAGGUCCACGUGAUCCGCGUGCUGAUACGGCUGCAAAUCCGGAAUUUCCAGAAGCUGCUCCUACGGCUCGAGCGCACCAGCCAGGUCGCCGCCAGCCAGGCCCGCCAGUCCAAGGUCAAGUCGAUGAUGGCGCGCCUGUCCAAGGCCUCGGCCGACAUCGACGGCGCCCUGCGUCUUGUCUUUCAAGCGCUGUCGGACCUUAUCCGGUAG
Molecule: messenger RNA, 1818 nt
Organism: Chaetomium strumarium
Lineage: Eukaryota; Fungi; Ascomycota; Sordariomycetes; Sordariales; Chaetomiaceae
Exons: 8
Coding region: 1-1818 (605 amino acids)
Biological process (GO): regulation of DNA-templated transcription
Molecular function (GO): DNA-binding transcription factor activity, RNA polymerase II-specific; zinc ion binding
Source: RefSeq, a predicted model, not a curated record